Umbelopsis ramanniana AG is the source of this 903-nucleotide messenger RNA. RefSeq lists its product as uncharacterized. The transcript is spliced from 4 exons. Lineage: Eukaryota; Fungi; Mucoromycota; Umbelopsidomycetes; Umbelopsidales; Umbelopsidaceae. The record is from RefSeq and is a predicted model, not a curated record. The coding region runs from base 152 to 643 and encodes 163 amino acids.
CGACCCUCCAGGCUGAGUGAAAGAUGUGAAAGUUCAUCUUUUUGCUCUCCUUCCCAACACAUUCCUUUUUCUUACUUUGUAGAAAGUUUCUAGUUUAACCUUUAACCUCAACAUCAACUUUUGGUUAUCUAAACUCCAUCGAAUCGCUUCAAUGCAACCCAUUACUUUCAUUUUUGCCUGCGUUGCCUUGUUCAUCGCUUGCUUGAGCCCUGUCCAAGCUAUCGAAGGCCGUGGCCUUGCCCGUGUUAUGGGUUCCGAGUACACCAACAGCACCAUUUCCCUUGAGAAGCGUAGCAAUCGCGGUACUUGGUAUUCUGGCAACGAUUUGAAGAACGCUGCUUGCUAUGAUCGCAACGGUCUUCCUCCUUACAGUGCCUCUGUCCACUCCAUGAUCGGUGCCAUGGCCAUGAAGAAGUUUGAGAACUGCUACAAGUGCAUGAAGAUCACCAACAAGGCUAACAAGAAGAGCGUCGUUGUCAAGAUCGUCGAUAAAUGUGCUGGUUGUAUUGUUGGUAAGGCUAUCGAUCUCACUCCUGGUGCUUUCCAAAAGAUCGGUAACUUGGAUACUGGUGUCCUUGACAUUACCUGGAAGACUGUCAACUGCGCCAAGUCCAAGUACUAUCCCAGCAAGCCCCAAAACUAAUUGAGAGAAUACUACUCAAAAUCACCUUUCUGUUUGACUUUGAUGUAUACGCAUAUUUUCGUUAUUCGAAGCGUUGUAUUCUCCAAAAUAUUCACUUGACUUUGGUGCUUCUAAUAUGGAAUAUUUUCAGUCAAAUGCAUUGUGUAGAAAUUCCUUUCCCUUUUUCAAAUAGAAUGAAAUACAACGUAUUUGGCUGCAAAUCUUACGCAGCCUUCGACUCCUAAGUUCUCCGCUCAGCAGCAAGCCUUUGGGUGGCGUUG